Molecule: messenger RNA, 857 nt
Organism: Drosophila yakuba
Lineage: Eukaryota; Metazoa; Arthropoda; Insecta; Diptera; Drosophilidae
Exons: 1
Coding region: 324-797 (157 amino acids)
Source: RefSeq, a predicted model, not a curated record
CGAAUGUGCCAGCAGUGCUUGUGUAUUGAAAUCCUCAGUUAUUACACUGAUUCGUAGAUGUGAACAGGUCUAGAGUUCCAACCAAAAGUGAAAUCCCACAAACCAGGCCAUAACAAAAAACAUUUAUAGUUUAAUUAUUUUGUUAAAAAUUUUAUAUAUGGCGUGUUAAAGAGUUGAACAUUUUAUAAAAAUAACUAAACAUUUAACCCUGUUGUGCAACUCACCAUGCACGUUCAGCAUAUAGUCCAUUCUUGUACACCAAAAUUACUGCUCACAAUACGUCUCCUGUCGACCCAAAAUUCGCCUCCAUUCCGGGCAUUGCGAUGGCCUACGACUAUUGCACUGGCUCCACAUUGCCAGUGUUCAUCAGCCACUGUGCCCCGUACAACUUUCUGCGCGAAUACCGCCUAGCCUGCGAUGAUAGGAAUAUACCAGCGAUGACGCUGCUGCAAGAAGCCCGCAACGCGUGGCACGCACUCAGUGCCCAGGAGAGGUCCUUGUUCGAGGAAACGCCAUAUCUGAUGUCCCGAUUCGGACAAUCCAGCGACUCGGCGUUACGGCUCACCAUCGAUGUCCUGUCGGCCCUACAAACCACAGUGCACAGAAAGCACUAUGACGAUGAUCGGUCCAGGAAUCGUAGAAUCCAUCGUGGCAAUGCCAAGUCGCACAGCAAGAAGCGGCAGCAGAAGAUGGGUGCAGUUGGCAGGAAGCGAAGUCCAGGGAUUGGAAGUAGUACCAGGUGUAGGGCAAGCACCUAUACUCCCCAAUUUCAUUGCGAAAGAACCGCCUCUGUUUAACCAAGAUAAACCCAUUUCACCACUGACUUGCCAGGAAUGGAAAAUAUAGGUACACUUCAA